Camelina sativa (false flax) is the source of this 830-nucleotide messenger RNA. Its product is annotated as putative high mobility group B protein 11. NCBI's taxonomy places the organism in Eukaryota, Viridiplantae, Streptophyta, Magnoliopsida, Brassicales, Brassicaceae. Gene Ontology annotation, molecular function: DNA binding. The record is from RefSeq and is a predicted model, not a curated record.
AUGGCGACAGGUAAAUCACAAAUUGAAGUGGUUUCCGCUAAUGGCUUUUCUGCUUUAGACAAAUGUGAUUCCUCUCGUACAUCUAUGUAUGAGGAUCUUGUCCAAAAUCCUCAACUUUUUUGGGAUACGCUUCGAGAUUUUCUCGAAUCUUCUGGGCAACAUUUAACUGAGAUCCCUGUUAUGGAUGGAAACAGUCUCGAUCUGCAUCGGCUGUUCAUCGAGGUCACAUAUCGUGGUGGUCUUCAAAAGGUGAUCAAGGAUCGCCGAUGCAAAGAAGUGAUUGGCUUAUUCAACUUUAAGACAGUUGUAACAAAUGCAACAUCUGUUUUAAGGGCUAAUUAUGAAAGAACGCUCCUUGAGUUUGAGCAUGUGUAUUACUUCCGAGCUCCGCGUUCUACAUUUAAGGGAAUUGAGAAAGCACUGAAGCGCCCUGUCCGAAGAUCUGCAAAGCGUGGCAUGGAUCCUCAAGAACUGAAAUCUGGCGCCAAGCUUACUGGGAUCAUCGAUGGGAAGUUUGAAAGCGGUUACCUGGUAACCGUGAAGAAGGGCUCAGAAGUGUUCAAAGGAGUGCUUUACCCCACUCCUCAAGCUGCUCCUAGAACACGAAAACGCAUGAAUAAGAGAGCCAAGUUACACCCCAAAGCUUCAAUGAAUUCUUGUGCAGCGGAAACUGUAGCUGAGACCCAUGCAGCGGAAACUGUAGCUGAGACCAAUGCAGCGGAAGGUGUACCUGAGAUCGAUGCAGCGGAAACUGUUGCUGCGGUCGAUGCAGCGCAAACUGUAGCUGCGACUGAUGCAGAUGCAAGUGCAAAUGCAUCGUAGACUGUGGA